Messenger RNA from Meloidogyne enterolobii, 746 nucleotides. Lineage: Eukaryota; Metazoa; Nematoda; Chromadorea; Rhabditida; Meloidogynidae. The record is from the annotation of a GenBank genome assembly.
GAUAUCUUGGACGAUAUUUACGUCGUAGAAUGGCUGAACAAACAUUAUCUUCAAUUUCUACAUCCCUCCCUUCCUCCUUAUCAUUAACUUCUUUGGAUUCUUUGAUUGACUUUCUAAAUCGUUCUCUCUAUUUAAUUAACGAAUUUAUUGAGAGAACAGCCAAUGGAGGCUCUAAUGUUACUUUAGGACCUAGAAUAUUACUGCAAUGUCCAUUAGAUGGAGAUCAAGCCAAAGAAUGGUUUAUUCGUCUUUGGAAUGAUAAAUUAGUUCCUUAUUUACGUAAAGCUGUUAUUGAAGGAAAUAAUCCAAAAUCCGAUUUAAUUGAUUUAACUGAACAAAUUAAAUCAAUAUGGCCUUGGCAAAAUUUUUCUGAAGAAUUAAAACGAAUUGAAAUUAAAUAAUUUAAUUAAAUAAAUUGUUAUAUAUUUUUUGUUGCCUUUAAUUUUCGUUAGAAAAACUAUUUACAUAAAUUUUUAAUUAAAAAUUUUGAUAUCUAGGUUUUUUCGAAUAUUUUUUUUAAAUUGUAAUUUUAUAUUCACAUAAUUGUUUUAUAUUUUUAAAUAAAUAUUUUUUUAAUAAUUUAAAGAAAAGGCAAAUUUUAUAUUUCUUAACUUCCGAUCAAAUACAGAUACAUACAACCCAUUUAAGUUCACACGUUUCAGUUUUUUCAGCUUCAGUUUAAGUCCCAACUCCGUUUCAGCCCCCACUACCGUAUAUAAAGUCAAAAUUAAAACUGAAUCCGUUCU